This is a messenger RNA of Exophiala xenobiotica, 2448 nucleotides long. RefSeq lists its product as uncharacterized. Gene Ontology annotation, molecular function: ubiquitin binding; phosphatidylinositol-3-phosphate binding; metal ion binding. The record is from RefSeq and is a predicted model, not a curated record. The coding region runs from base 195 to 2243 and encodes 682 amino acids. Gene Ontology annotation, biological process: protein transport to vacuole involved in ubiquitin-dependent protein catabolic process via the multivesicular body sorting pathway; protein targeting to vacuole. Gene Ontology annotation, cellular component: ESCRT-0 complex. Lineage: Eukaryota; Fungi; Ascomycota; Eurotiomycetes; Chaetothyriales; Herpotrichiellaceae. The transcript has a single exon.
CCUGCAUAAUGUUUGUACACCACUGCAAACCAGUAAUUCACAUUCACUGUCUACAACAGGUCGUUGCUCUCUCCGCUGAGUCCCCGUAGUCACAGUAUCCUGAUUGCGUCCGUCAUACCGAAGAAAACUGCGGCUCUGACCCCUCCUCUCCAGUCUUACCCAUCUCUACGCCCGUCUGCGGCACAACCAAAGCCAUGGCUGGAUGGUUUACUUCAGGCACUUCUGCCUUGGAUGAGCAGAUUGAGAAGGCCACCUCCUCCAGCUUGGAAGACAUCGCCACGAGCCUCGAAAUCUCCGACCUCAUCCGAUCCAAAACAGUGCAGCCUAAAGAUGCCAUGCGGUCAUUGAAGAGGCGGAUAGGCAACAAGAAUCCCAAUGUGCAAAUCUCGGCCUUGAAGCUCACCGAUACCUGCGUCAAGAAUGGAGGGUCACAUUUCCUGACAGAGAUUGCCUCCCGAGAGUUUAUGGACAAUCUCGUCUCGUUGUUGAAAGCGUACGGGGUCGCAGCGGUCAACGACGACGUCAAGACAAAGAUCCUCGAGGUGAUCCAGACCUGGGCUAGUGCUACACAAGGUCGAUACGAGCUGUCAUACAUCAACGAGGUCUACAAGAGUCUGCAGAGAGAAGGAUUCCUGUUUCCUCCUAAGACGGAGAUCGCAAGCAGUAUGGUGGAUAGCAGCGCACCUCCAGAGUGGUCCGACAGUGAUGUAUGCAUGCGCUGUCGAACGGCCUUUACCUUCACAAAUCGCAAGCACCAUUGCCGAAAUUGCGGCAAUGUCUUCGACCAGCAAUGCUCCUCCAAGUCGAUUCCUCUCCCACACCUAGGCAUCAUGCAGCCCGUCCGAGUUGACGAUGGUUGUUACGACAAACUGACCAAGAAGUCAGGUGGUUCCGAACGUCGAGUAUCCUUCGCACCGAAACCUAGUACGAUGCAACCACGAAGUGCAAGAGUAGAGACGAGCAGUUUCGACCAAGACUUGAAAAGAGCUUUGGAGAUGAGUUUGGAGGAGGCCAAGGGAAUUUCAAGCUCUGGUUAUGUUCCGCAGCCACAAUCGAAGCCAGAGCCGGCGAAGACAAAUGGCGUUUCCAACGAGGAAGAGGACGAUCCAGACUUGAAAGCCGCGAUUGCAUUGUCUCUCAAAGAAGCCGAAGAACAGGCCAAGAAGCACGCAGCGUCAAUCAAAAAAUCUGCAGCUGACGGAGCAAGCUCAACGCAACCAUUUGUCAUGCCUAAGAACGACUAUGAGCUGUCAGUGAUGGAAGCGGAAAACAUCAACUUGUUCUCGACCCUCGUAGACCGGCUACAACAUCAGCCACCAGGCACAAUCCUACGUGAACCACAGAUCCAAGAGCUAUAUGAAAGCAUCGGCAAACUCCGACCAAAGUUGGCCCGGACGUUGGGAGAGACAAUGUCCAAAAAUGAUGCCCUGCUUGACCUGCAUUCCAAGCUAUCCACCGUUGUCCGCUAUUAUGAUCGCAUGCUUGAAGAGCGAUUGAACAACACCUACAACCAGAGGAACCCGGGCUACCCGGGCUAUGGCAUGCCAUCACCUGCUGCACCUCAAGCUUCUGGAAUGUAUCCAUCAAUAUCAACAGGUCCGCCUCCUCCCAUGAGUGCUGGGCCUGGAGGAGCAGAGAACUAUUACUUCAGCAAUGCGCCAGCCGAGUCAUAUGCUCCGCCUCCACAACAAACACCAAUGCCACAACCUCAACGAUCAUACUCUUACUCGAGUCAGAAGCAAGAGACCCAAGCUUCAUCGUACCCAUAUCAAAACCAGCCACAGCAGCAGCCAGCUCCACAAUACAAUCAACCGUCGUCUCCUCAGAUGUACCAUCAACAAUACCCACCUCAAUCCUCACAGCCACCAUCUGCAUACCCUCAAUUACCGCCGCCUGAUCCUCAGCAAACUCCCACGCCGCAUUCGCAAAUGCAAGAAGCUCCACCUCCUCAAUCACAAUAUCCACCUCAGUCACAACAACCACCUUAUCCGCAACAGCAACCACAACCGCAGCCUCAAAGCUAUCAUCAAAAUCAGGCUCAGCAAUACCCACCUCAACAGCAACCACAACAGGCACCUCCGCAGCAAUCCCUGCCAUCUUCAUACCCUGCAUAUCCUAGCUACAGCCAAGAUCAAUUCCCUUCUGCGCCGCAACAUACGCCAGGAUACCCACAACAGCAGUCCGUAUCACAAGAGCAUCAGCCGCAGCGUGUCGCUGUAGAAGAAAGCUUGAUUGAGCUCUAGUUUGAUUACAACAGCUGUGCAGAUUCGUACCUCUUCAGUCGAGUCGGAACUUUAGCAGAGCGAGGCCACCUUCACAGGACGUGGUGCAUAUUUGGUCUAGCAUUAUUCUAGCUUGCAUUGACGAAUAGCUGGUACGGCGUCUUCAUUCUACAUAGCUCAAGAGAUACCCCACGCUGAAACAGAGCUUUUCUUUGUCUAAGUGAUU